AUGCCGACCGCAUCGAAAUCACCUCGAGACUCUUCCGCCAGAAGACAAAGGAAGCGACGGACACAUCAGAGAGUUGAUUCGAACGGCGAUUUUGCUCCAAGGUCGCGGGAUGAGCGACGAUAUGAGAGGGAGGAGGGAUCAUCCAGCCCGACGAAGAGUCAGCCGAGGAGAACAGAUGAUGAUAGGCCAAGAAGCACACUCUCGGCCGGCCAGCUAGCACAACUGGACAAGCUUAACCAGAAGCUGGGAUGGGAUGAACCAAACGAAGUAACCCCGCCGAGACGCCCGGAACCGCCACGCAUUCGACGGCGUGAUGACGAAGCCGAUCGAGAGCUGGAAGACCGAGAACGAAGACGGCAGGAGCAUAAAGAGCGCAAGCGGCGGCGAAGAGGAGAAGAGGAGGAACGAGCUACGGCGGCUGAUGCUGGGGUCGACGAGACGGAAAGCUUGGUGUACGAUCGGAGGAAGGUGCGAAGGGAAGAGAAGGGGAGGAUCGUCAGUGGACAGAGACUUGAGCGGGGUUCGCAAGCAUACUAUGAUGAGAAGGAGGGUGUGAGGGAUGGCGUACGGCUAAGGGGUGGUGCUGGCAGUAGUAGCGAUUAUGAAUACGAAGAAGCACAGAGGAAAAAGAAGCGGCGAAAGCGGAUCAUCAUUGCUGUGGCGGUUGUAGUACUGAUACUGGCUAUCGCCAUUCCGGUCGGUGUGGUGGUGUCGCAGAACAAGGGUCCGGGAAGCAGUAGUAGCGGCAGCAACAGCACGACAUCUUCACAACCAGCGAACAGCAACCUCAAGGGUAUGUCCGAGAACGACAUUCCCAAACAAUACCAAGGCACCUAUCUCGACCCCUUCACGUGGUACGACACGUCCGACUUCAAUGUGACCUUCACGGACGUCAUGGUCGGUGGACUGAGUGUGAUGGGACUGAACGAUACCUGGGACGACAGCAAGAAAGCUAAUCCGAGUGUACCGGCGCUCAACGAAAAAUGGACGUACGGCACUCAGCAAGUCCAUGGCGUGAAUGUGGGCGGUUGGCUGAGCAUCGAGCCCUACAUGACCCCUUCGCUGUUCUCGGGCUACAAUAGCAAAGCCAAUGUAAUCGAUGAGUACACCCUUACCCAAACUCUUGGAGCGAGCAAGGCGAAAAGUAUACUUGAGCAGCACUACGCCACUUUCAUCACGGAACAGGACUUUGCUGCCAUCCAAGCCGCGGGAUUCGAUCACGUCCGCAUCCCUUUCUCCUACUGGGCCGUUACCACAUACGAUGGCGAUCCCUACGUCGCGAAUGUGUCAUGGAGAUAUCUCCUCCGCGGUAUCGAAUGGGCGAGAAAGUACGGACUACGCAUUAAUCUCGACCUCCACGGUGCUCCAGGUAGCCAAAACGGAUGGAAUCACUCUGGUCGUCAGGGCGCCAUCGGGUGGUUGAAUGGCACAGAUGGUACGACCAACGGCGACCGCACGAUCGCGAUCCAUGAUCAACUCUCGCAAUUCUUCACCCAGCCGCGCUACAAGAAUAUCAUUGCCAUGUAUGGCCUUGUCAACGAGCCUCGCAUGGUGGAGCUGGAUACCUCGACAGUGCUGACAUGGACGACUAAUGCUGUCAACACGAUCCGCAAGAACAAGUACAACGGCACCAUCGUCUUCGGCGACGGCUUUAUGGGAUUGGAUAAUUGGCAAGGGAAGCUUCAAGACCUCCCUAAUCUGCUGCUCGACGUCCAUCAGUAUGUCAUCUUCAACGUCCAGCAAAUCACCCUCAAUCACCACGAUAAGAUCCAGUUCGCUUGUGAUGGCUGGACUCAACAAGCUCUUCGCUCCAUGAACACGGCCACAGGCUUCGGCCCUACAUUGUGCGGCGAAUGGAGUCAAGCUGAUACCGACUGCGCCCAAUACCUCAACAACGUCGGUGUCGGUUCACGGUGGGAGGGUACCUUGAACAUGAUCGACACACCCGGCGGUGGGCAGAACGGCUCCGUGCUUUCGCCCACCUGUCCCACUCACAACAAUCCGCAGUGUAGCUGUCAAGAUGCCAACGCCGCCCCGUCGUCUUACUCAGCGGAGUAUAAGACUUGGUUAUUGAUGUUCGCGGAGGCGCAGAUGCAUUCUUUUGAACAAGGAUGGGGCUGGUUCUAUUGGACUUGGAAGACGGAGGCGGCGACACAGUGGAGUUAUAGUAACGGGAUCAAGGCUGGGAUCGUGCCGGGGAAUGUGAGGAAUAGGACGUUCGAUUGUAGUCAGAGCAUACCGGAUUUUGGCGGGUUGGGGUUGCCGGAGUUUUAUUGA
This is a messenger RNA of Recurvomyces mirabilis, 2277 nucleotides long. RefSeq lists its product as uncharacterized. Lineage: Eukaryota; Fungi; Ascomycota; Dothideomycetes; Mycosphaerellales; Teratosphaeriaceae. The transcript is spliced from 2 exons. Gene Ontology annotation, biological process: glucan catabolic process. Bases 1 to 2277 code for a protein of 758 amino acids. Gene Ontology annotation, molecular function: beta-glucosidase activity. The record is from RefSeq and is a predicted model, not a curated record. Gene Ontology annotation, cellular component: cell surface; extracellular region.